Messenger RNA from Lampris incognitus (smalleye Pacific opah), 1182 nucleotides. RefSeq names its product enoyl CoA hydratase 1, peroxisomal (gene ech1). The record is from RefSeq and is a predicted model, not a curated record. The transcript is spliced from 10 exons. Gene Ontology annotation, molecular function: delta(3,5)-delta(2,4)-dienoyl-CoA isomerase activity. Gene Ontology annotation, cellular component: mitochondrion. Lineage: Eukaryota; Metazoa; Chordata; Actinopteri; Lampriformes; Lampridae. The coding region runs from base 81 to 1010 and encodes 309 amino acids.
CGGGACGCGGUGACGUCACCGUUCGACCGCAGCUACGCUUUGAACCUGGACGGGCGGAGCAGCUCCUGGUCCCGGGGGCGAUGCUGUCCUUCGCCGUCAGGUCGGCUCUCGCCAGAAGCUCAGGUCUGUGGUUUGGCCUGAGUUCAGUCAGAGCCAUGUCUUCAGUGGGAGGUGCUACCCCUCCCUUUACCACUCUGUCCAUCACUCACCCAGCCCAGUCCAUCACACAUGUCCAGCUGCACCGCCCCGAGAAACGAAACGCCAUGAACAGGGCCUUCUGGAGUGAGAUGGUGGAUUGCUUUAACCAAAUAGCAGGAGACCCUGAAUGCAGAGUUGUGGUGGUUUCUGGAGCAGGAAAGAUCUUCACCGCAGGUAUUGACCUGAUGGACAUGGCUAGUGACGUACUGCAGCCAGAGGGAGACGACACCGCCAGAACGUCGUGGAACUUGAGAAAAACCAUCUCCAAGUACCAAGAGACGUUCUCUGUUAUCGAGAGGUGCCCAAAGCCUGUAGUGGUGGCGGUCCACGGAGCCUGUGUUGGAGGAGGUGUCGACCUGAUUACGGCCUGUGACAUUCGCCUCUGCACCCAGGAUGCGUGGUUUCAAGUUAAGGAGGUGGAUGUUGGGCUGGCGGCAGACGUGGGAACUCUCCAAAGACUCCCCAAAGUCAUUGGGAGCCGCAGUCUGGUGAACGAGCUCGCACUGACCGCCAGGAAGAUGUAUGCAGAUGAGGCCAAGAACAGUGGUUUGGUCAGUCGUGUGUUUGAAGACAAGGAGGCGAUGAUGGCCGGAGCUCUGGAGAUGGCAGGGGAGAUCUCCGCACGCAGUCCUGUAGCUGUGCAGGGCACCAAAGUCAACCUCAUCUACUCCCGAGACCACAGUGUUGCUGACGGUCUAGACUACAUGGCCACUUGGAACAUGACCAUGCUUCAAACUCAAGAUGUGAUGAAAUCAGCUCAGGCCUCCAUCGAAAAGAAGAGCCUCAAGACGGUUCCCUUCUCCAAGCUCUAAACGCCAAUUCACUAUACAACAGAACAACAACUGGACAAAGAUGACUUUGUGAAUUACCAAAUAUCACUUCUGUGGAACUCUCGGCUCCUGUCUUUCGACAAUGUCACGAUUUUCUACAUUUCUAAAGCGACUGUCAUGAAUGUCUUUUUCAAAUAAAAGAUUAACUCGCUAA